GUGAGCUUCGCUUUAAGCGUUCCAACGUGAAAUCAAUAUUACAGUGGCUGGUCGUUUUCAGAGAGGCGUGUUUGCGCACGAACGUUAAAAUCGAAUAAAUAGUCGUCUGCAGGAGGACCGAAAGUAGACGUCACAAUAUACCACGACUGGUCGUGGUACGCAGCAUAACAGACAGUGGGGUGCAAGCAAGUGUCAAUUUGAUUAUUGUCAUCGUUCCCGAGAGUGUCUACUGAUAUUUGUCAAGAUCGUUUGGAAUUUCCACCGAUGAUCGACAAAUCGCGCACACGUAUUCCUGUGGGUGCCGUGAGGCGGCGAGAAAGGCCACCUCUUUAAAUUAAAAAGAAGGAAUGACGCUGGCGAAUCCGUUCUUUGUCGUCAAGGACGAAGUUUGUAAGGCCUUAAAUAAAAAUCGUGGUUUAUAUGGGCGCUGGACCGAAUUGCAAGAUGUUGUUGUUACGAGCCCGACUAAUGUCAAUGGGGGAAUUCCAAUUUCACGCGAUGAAUUAGAGUGGACUACUACCGAAUUGCGGAAAGCCUUACGCUCGAUCGAGUGGGAUCUCGAUGAUCUAGAGGACACGAUCCGUAUUUUGGAAAAAAAUCCGACGAAGUUUAAGAUAGAUAACAAAGAGUUAACGGUCCAACGAAGCUUUAUCGAACAAACGCGAGAAGAAGUUAAGAUCAUGAAGGACAAAAUGAACUUAAGCAGGGGUCGGGAUCGUGAUAACACGGCAAGACAACCUCUUUUGGACAAUAGUCCUGCAAGAGUUCCUGUCAAUCAUGGUACAACAAAGUACAGUAAACUGGAAAAUGAAAUUGACAGCCCUAACAGGCAGUUUUUAAGUGAUACGUUGCAACAGCAAAAUGACAUGAUGAGACAGCAGGAUGAACAAUUAGACAUGAUGGGAGAAAGUAUCGGCACACUUAAAACAGUGUCAAGACAAAUUAAUAAUGAACUAGAUGAGCAAGCAGUUAUGCUCGAUGAAUUUGGUAAUGAGUUGGAGGUGACGGAUUCUAAAUUGGAUGCAACAAUGAAAAAAAUGGCCAAAGUCCUUCAUAUGAGUAAUGGUAACUAUAAUAAUUACAUUCCUGCUCCUACUAGUGCAACAUCUAGUGUUUCUAAUCUUGCCUCUCAACCUUCUUCUCUAUCAGUCUUUUCAAAUGUGAUAACUAAUUGUUUCUUGUGUUCUGGGGAGUGAAUAGGUAUCAUUAUCAUACAAUUCCACUAUAAUUAUUCAGUACUCCUUCUUUAACUGUUUGCCUCUAUCUACAGUUCAUUUUACAAGUUAAUUUGGCUUCACUACUGACGCUUGAUUUCUAUAUAAUCCAAAGUUAACAUGUCUACUGAAAAAUUAUAGAACUUCCUCGUGAAUCUGAUAAUUCAUUCUGUCUCUACAAUAACAUUGCAUAUCAUAAUCACCCAUGACAAAAUUCGUUUCUUAUACACUUUUUAAACUAAUUUCAACUGAUAUUCAGCACUGUUGCACUCGUUUUCUAUUUAUUUCGUUUUAUUACUAGGUAUAUGUGUAGUAUUAUACUGAUAAGUAAUUACCUAAAAAUUGAUUUAAAAAAGGAAUUUAUAUGAUUAUUGGGAAAAAGAAGUAUCAAAGUUUCGUGUCAGCAAGGCAUAUUAAAUACUUCGUGUUUUGUUUUAACCGAGAAAUGUUUCGGAUAAAAUGUUAGUCGUAGUAAGAGACAUAAAACAAAAGAGAUGCAUACACAUUAGCAGUAGUCAUUAUCCAAGUAUUAAAAAUUUUAUGCCAUCUUCUUUAUUCUCUUAUAUGAAUAUAAAAAGUCAGAAAUUGUAUCUUGGUACAUAUUCUUAUAUAUUCUUUUAUUCUUUCUUGAUAUUAUAACGAACUCAUUUAGAGCUAUUGAAUAAUUAAAAAAUUUAUGACUUGGAAGAAUUAAGGAGCCACGUAUAUUCAAUUCGAAUAAAUGCCAAAGAUGUAGUAUAAAAAUGGACCAGUCGCAGUUACAAAGAAAUGAUUAGCUUCUGAAUUGUAUUUAAUUAAAUGAAAUGUAAUAAUGUUUUACGUAGUUCAAUAGGCACUAAAGCGUUGUAUGAAAUUAAAUAGCAAUAUCGUUGAAUUAUUGUAUAUUUAAAAUUUAUGGAGGGAUUAAAUUGAAUUGUGUAUAUAAGUACCUCAAUACACAGGAAUCUCAAAAGAAUGCCAAAUACUAUUUAUGCCAAAUACUGCAAGUGUCAGAAUAGAAAUAACUAUUUAGCACAAGUAAUUUGUGCCUGAAGAAAUUUUAAUAUAAUAGAGUUAUAGACAAGUACAUAUAUAUAUGUAUAAAUAAUAUUAGAGAAAUACUUUCAGUAUGUUUUAAAAUCUCUGAUACUUCUACUUCCAAAUGUAUACAACAUGUGAUAUUAGUAUAUUGGUCGAAGUAGAAAAACAUAGUUUAGUACACAGUAUUGUGAAGUAACAUAAAUAUUGCGAAAGUACCAGUCAGUUUAAGUGUGCAAUGGAUGUAAAUGGAAACAUACGAUUUGAAGGAACGAGGAAUAAUAAGAAAAAAAAGAAAGAAAAUGUGACAAAAGCAGAAAUAAUUAUUUGUACGUAUGGUGGUGUUGCUGAUUGAUUGUUUCUUAAUGCGAAUAACGUUGUUCAGAAAACUGUAGACAGUUCCAAACUCGAUUUUAGAAAGAUGAAACGUACUAAAAAGUAUUGAAAAUUAGAUUUUAAAACAUUUACUCCACUGUUAAUAGAGUGUUACAAAAUAUGAUAUUGUGAAUUCAUACACAAAACAGAAAUUGUUUAUACUCAUAUGUAUUUAAAAGAAAUGAAAGGAAAAAAUAUAUAAUUUAUUAUUUCUCAUAAAUGACCAAUUGUGAAGACAUACUGAUGAAUAAAAUCUACGAUUUUAUUUAUACUGUACAUGUUACUACUAAAGUACACGAGCUCCUGACCCAUUCAAAUUAUUCAAACGAUUAUAUUAUGUGUGUCCAAACGAUUAGAUUAUAUUAUGUAAGAAAUCGUUACAUAUUAAAUUCUGUGUUUGAGAGAAGACAAUUAAACUUUCUUUGAUUAAUACCAAUUCUCAACAGUUUGCUUUUUACUACGGAGUCCUUGUUUUCUCGUCUACAUAGAAAUUAGAAACUCAAUCUCUCAACCAUGGAAUAUAAUCUUUUUUUCUAUUACUCCAAUAUGUUUAUGAAUGUGUGUUUUAUAUCAUUCUUUCCUAAUUUUUGCUUUUAUAUAUGUAUGUGUAUAUGUUUAUGCGAACAUAAUUUUUAUAUACGUGUUUGUGCAACUAAAAGGAAAUGAAUACAUAUAAAAAUUAUCGUUUCGGAGCUUCUAUAAUACAGUGAAUGUUACAACUAUUGCUUGUUAUUUAUGAAUCACUUCAACUUAAAACGUGAUUUUGAAAAAAGAUACUGAGUUAGUUAACAUAUUGAUUCCUUGCACUCCAUAUUUUUAUAAAUAUUAUUGAUGCUUUUAAAGAAUUCUUUGUUAUAUUACACUUAAAGAAGUGAAUGCGUUCUUUUUAACUUGCUAAUAUUUUAAAAUAUGAGUGCAGAGUAUCAAUAACAGAAAAUCUUUAGUGUUGUUAUAAAAUGCUUGUUGAAGAGUGCAUGUUGAAACUAAUUGUACAUUGUGUUUAUCUAUUUGAAGAAGGGCCAAAUACAUAAGUAUUACUUUUUCUUAUACGAUACCCAAAAUAUGUCACUCGUUUCAUUUUACCGUCGUUUAUUAAACGGCGGUAAAAUAUCUGUUGAAUUCUUGAUGAAUUUUUUUAUAAGUGACGCAUGUGAUGUUACUU
Messenger RNA from Ceratina calcarata, 3768 nucleotides. Its product is annotated as syntaxin-6. Lineage: Eukaryota; Metazoa; Arthropoda; Insecta; Hymenoptera; Apidae. Bases 348 to 1196 code for a protein of 282 amino acids. Gene Ontology annotation, cellular component: membrane. The transcript has 6 exons. Gene Ontology annotation, biological process: Golgi vesicle transport. The record is from RefSeq and is a predicted model, not a curated record.